AUGGAGUCGGUAAAUUUCGGCAUGACGGAUUCUGGCGUUGCAGGUUUCGGCAUGGUAGACUUUGACAUGUCAAGCAUUCCUAUGUUCGCUGAUAAAAACGCGCCGGACGCGUUUCAGUGGUUUGAUGAGAGCCUGACGAAUGAUGUCUUGCCAUCGAUUUCCCAACCGGAACCCGCCGCUUCGCCUUUCCAAGCCGAUCUCGAUAUCAUGGACAAUCUGUCAGUACCUUCGGAUCAGAAGAAAUGGAUGUUCGAUGUCAUCUUCAACGAUGUCAUACCGUACCGAUAUCAUGACCAUUUCCGACUCUUUCCGAGUAUCGAUUUCUAUCACACCCUCUUCUACAACCGAAGCAAUCGCGAUGAAAUCUGGGGUUUUGUUGCACGAUUUCACGAUUGGAUCUCUAGCGUCGCUGCGUCUUCCUCCGAUGACGCUGAUAAGGCGAUCGAGUCACUUGAGCUUCGCGCACUCUUUCACGGAUGGCCGGGAGAGUCAGAGCAUAACACUAGUUCUGCAAUAAGGCUCCUGGAUGAGGCUUCCAUGGAGAAGCAGCAGGCAACCCAGGCUUCCCAAAUGCCCUCAGCGGUUUCAACGCCAAGCGACAUGCUGCUGAACAGAAAGAGAUCUGUAUCCCAGAUGUCGGACUGGACAGAAAACCAGCAUCCCAUACUGAAGACCCAACUCGAGGUCGCACCGACAUUUCAAUACCGCGGAAUCAUUCAAAAUAUGGAGCGUUUCAAAGAGCUCGAUGAUGCAUAUGAUAGGCAUCUGAGGCGUGCGGCUGGCGCAGCUCCAGAGGACGACCCUUCAUGGCCAGCUUCUCCAGCAAAGCAACAGGCGUACGUCCGGAAGCUGUUUGAGAGCGCAACCGACUUGAGCGACUUCUUCGAACUGAGGAAAGCUCGUGAGCGAUUGAACAACAUUCGGAACAUUCAACAAGGCGAUUCAGUACAAGAGGCCGAAGCAAACCCAAGAAAGAGACGCCGGGCUCUCAAUGGUCAACCCGCUGGUCAAGGCCUUGCAGCUAGACCCAAGGGAAUGAGCAAAUCGGACUGGGCACUUCUAGAUGCCAAAAAUACUCCUGUGGAUCUUUUGGAGGCUGUGGUUCAUCACCGCAUCUCCAGUAUUGAAGUUGAAAUACUGUGCUGGAAGUUGUUGUGCUGCGCCAUGGAGCAGCAACAAGGCUUCACAAUGCGUCCUCUGUGGUCUGGAACCAGAACUGUGUCAACGUGGGAACAUUUUGACACCUUUUCUGAGAGGUGGCAGGCUAUAUGCGACAACAUUCAAGACUGCAAGAUGAUCAUUCACUCGCUCACCCGCGCAGACUGGUUCUGCAAGUAUGCGGGUGCACCAUCCAAAGAACGAGGGGCAAAACUGAGCAAUGACUUGCUCAACGGCCGUCGGGACAUACAGAACCAGGUCGGCCGUGAUAUUAUCAAAGAGAGAACUUCUCAACAGGAGUGGGUAGCCUCUGAAAGCUUCGAGAUCCGUGACAGACAUGGCGACUUGAUAUCCAAGGGAGGGCAUUUGGGAGACAUAAAGAGGCGACAACUCGCUGUCCGAGACAAGGGGAAAUGUAACAGAAGCAGUUGA
This is a messenger RNA of Colletotrichum paranaense, 1590 nucleotides long. RefSeq lists its product as uncharacterized. The record is from RefSeq and is a predicted model, not a curated record. The transcript has 5 exons. Bases 1 to 1590 code for a protein of 529 amino acids. NCBI's taxonomy places the organism in Eukaryota, Fungi, Ascomycota, Sordariomycetes, Glomerellales, Glomerellaceae.